Protopolystoma xenopodis is the source of this 3017-nucleotide messenger RNA. The record is from the annotation of a GenBank genome assembly. NCBI's taxonomy places the organism in Eukaryota, Metazoa, Platyhelminthes, Monogenea, Polystomatidea, Polystomatidae.
AUAAUAGUGCUUCUAUGAACCAGAGAACUCAUGUGGGAACCACAUUGUUAGAUGUGGCUAAGACAGCCGUUGAGACAUUUUUUAAAGUUCGAAUGGGCAAAUCGCGAGUUGACCGGUACUUUGUAUUAACACUAGAUGAGGAACCGUACUUUAUUAAGAUGGCGGGAUGGAAACAGAAUGUUGAUAUGCAGGCUUUGCACUUGGCCCUAGAUAACAUUAAGGCUCAGGGUCUCACCACCCUCGCUCUUGGGCUGCAGCGAUGCUUCCUUUUGCUUAACUUAAAUAGGAUGCAGCUUGAUAUCGAGAACUACGGUACUGGAUACUUCCCAUCACUCUCUGAGCCGGCAAUAAUUAUUUGCUUUACAGAUGGUUUGAAGAUGACUUCUGAAGAUGGAACCCUAUAUGAUACUGUUUCUCCGUCCAUACUCAAGUCAAACCUUCCGGGUAGUGAAUUGGCCUCUGAACCUUUUCGUUGGGACUACAGAUUAUUUACCGUAUUUAUUCGCUAUCCGUCCCUAGCCGAUGGCAUAUUUGAUAUGCCCAGAUAUCUAAAUAUAGACCAAAAUUCAUCAUUGUCUGUCCUUUCUGAGCAAACAGGAGGCCAAGGUUUUUCUGUGUACGAUAAUCGGACGUUGCAUCAAUGUCUGGAUACUUUGGUCCAAAAAUGUCAACCAGGUGUUGUCUUGCAUUUCUCACGUGAAAGUCGAUUCUUCAAAGAUCUCUUUAAAUCACGCGACUGCAAACAAAUGAUUCUUCUUAAAGGGUCCAUUCGUUCUAAUUGGCCAAUACCAGAGUCUUUCUGGCCUGACGAUGAAAUAUUGCUCAACAAAUUGCCCCCAAGGAGUGCACAUCCAGUUAUCAGUCUUUCUCUUUACAAAGGCUCUCAGAUUAAACUUUCAGACUACUUUCCUUAUGACAGAUAUGAACUUGAGCCAUCUCAUUUUGUUCAGUGUAUUCUUGAUCAAAGGGAUCCUAAUUUACUGCUUGAGUGCUUUGUCCCGAAUAGUGGUCUUGAACGGGAUGCCCCUUUUGGAUAUAUCAGACCCGCUGUUGAUCUUACUUCAGUUCACUUAUAUGUACUUCCAUUCAAUUAUCCAGUUAUCAUGAAGCUCCUUAUUGAUCUUACAGAGACACACAGCAUGAGAAUGACUGAUUCAUGGGGCCAUCAAUUUGUUAGUUAUCUAACUAAUAUACCCCGCUAUUACUACAUGCCAUUAACUAAAGCAUUUGAACGACUUGGUUUUCAAAGUAUUAUUACAAAAGAGGCCAUAGAUCGCGUAAUUCCAUACCAACUAAAACAUACCUUACAAAAAUCAAAACAUGCUGCCAAAUUAGAGUACGAAAGAUUAUUACGAAUGACAGAAUUGCGUGAACAGCAAUCUCCUCUUCCAACGAUUAAACUGCCUGCUUCACUCCUUCCUUCCCAUUUAUGGCCUUUAUUGGAAAUGCGGGCCGUACUUCCCAAGAUGCUCCAAAAUAAGUAUAUUCGCCCAUAUGAACAACCUUGUGAUAUUCCGCGUCACUGUCUUCGUGAGAUGCUCCCCAAGCUCAGACACAAUUUAAUUGAGAUAUUGGAAGGCCGAAGUCGGCCGAUGGAUAGAGAGUUAAUUCACCAACAGCCCAUGUCUGAAAUGGGAGACUAUCUGAACUACAAAUUUGCACCUGUAGUUGCUGCCCCUCUUCGUGAGGUAAAUCCGACUCCUGAACGCGCGGAUACUUUCGGUAAUCCGUUCAGAAGAAAAGCAGUCUCCACUAACCCGCCCAAUCUCCUUUCUCCACCAAACAACGCGCCUACAGGCUCUUCCUCCAAUUCGGGUUCACCUUUGGUUGGAGCUGUGAAUACAGGUGGUGGCCCCGUUUCUAGUAGUAAUGGAACGUCUCCUUCUUUUAUUGUUGACGAAGGCUUCGUAGAUGAAAUGGCAUUGCCUUCGUCUGGGGCUUGUGCUGAGGAAAUUAGAAGACAUGCAGCUCUUACUUCAAGUCCAACUGGCCGAACUAGAGGUCCUAUUCCAUCCCACAUAACUCAUCGCAACUGGCGAAGCUUUUCUCCACAAAGCUCCCCAGCUAGUUCUCCAAGAAGGAAUGAUGAUAGACCGGAAGGGGAUUUAAUCUGCAAAGCGGCUCUGCAUGCACUAUCUGUAUCUUCCAAGCUGGUAAAACAUACGCCAACUCAGAAUGAUGUGCCUACCUCUCUUACGAAUGCUACUGAAAUGAUCCCUGCACUCGAGCCUCCACACCUAAAUCAACUUCGCAAAGAAGACAAGAUUUCUGCUAGCAAUGCUUUCAUUGCCAAUCGUGAUUACCUUCUAUUUCUCGUUCAACUUAUUCGUCAGCCUAUAAUUGACGGCACCGUGCUGUUUGAUCACCUUUGCAAACUAACUGGGCCGAUGUCUCAGCGUCGAGCUGUAUUAUCCUAUUUAAUGGCAGAAGCCCUUCGGUUUCGCAGAUUUUGUCUUUUCAGUUUGUUUCGCCGAUGGCGGUCGCUUCUUCGUGAUCGCCAAGUGAUCUUCAAUGCAGUUACUGGGAAUUACUUGACAAAUCCUAGUCCUUCACAUUCAGAGCCAAAUUUAAAGUAUUUGCGAACAGGCGUUUCACUUUCAGAGCUACCUGAGACACAAUUAGUUACGAAUCCCCGAGAUGUGAAUUCAAUUCAGACCGUUAUCAAAUCUGCUCAAGAAGCUCAUUCUUCUAAAACUCCACAAUAUCGUUCAAUGGACAAUAUUACUUCUAGAAAUGGUCUUUCUGACAACCAGCCCCAAUCCAGCUCAUUACAGAUUCGCUCCUCUGCGCCAUCUCCCCAUACAUACGGGAUAAAGUCCAAUGAAGUCACUUCAGUUCCUUACCCUCACAAGCGCCUAACCUCAUUUACUAAUCUACAUAAGGAACAUCUUCCCAACCGGUUAUGUAAGCCACAUUUGAUGAGGAAGAAAAGACGCUCGGAAGACGAAUUAGAAAUAACCCAGCCAUCACGAAGUAAGAAUGCUCGCCAACAACAGCAUAUUAAUGGACUCUGUUGA